Polyodon spathula (Mississippi paddlefish) is the source of this 613-nucleotide messenger RNA. RefSeq names its product dynein light chain Tctex-type 1-like. The transcript has 5 exons. Gene Ontology annotation, cellular component: cytoplasm; cytoplasmic dynein complex. The record is from RefSeq and is a predicted model, not a curated record. Gene Ontology annotation, molecular function: dynein intermediate chain binding. Gene Ontology annotation, biological process: microtubule-based movement. Bases 28 to 369 code for a protein of 113 amino acids. Lineage: Eukaryota; Metazoa; Chordata; Actinopteri; Acipenseriformes; Polyodontidae.
AGCACGGGAAGCAGCUGCAGACGCAACAUGGAAGAGUUUCAGACUGGAGAGGAGACUACCUUUGUUGUUGACGAAGUUAGCACUAUCAUAAAAGAGUCAGUUGAAGGUGCUAUUGGAGGACACACUUACAUGCAUAGUAGAGUAAACCAAUGGACAUCAAAUGUGGUGGAGCAGUGCCUAAGUCAACUGGCAAAACUAGGCAAACCUUUUAAAUAUAUUGUGACUUGUGUCAUCAUGCAGAAGAAUGGCGCAGGGCUUCAGACUGCUAGCUCCUGCUUCUGGGACAAUUCCACAGAUGGAAGCUGCACUGUGAGAUGGGAGAAUAAAUCUAUGUACUGUAUUGUCAGUGUAUUUGGACUAGCUCUGUAAAAUUAAAAUCCUGUUAGUUUAUUUUUCACACAAAUACCAGUAGUUAUGUUCAUUUAUAGUACAUAUUUAUGUGUGCUGUGUUGAGUUGUUUGUAAGUGUUAUUUGUGUAUUUUAACUGACCAAAAUUCAACAAAGCUCUGAAGGUGCGAAAAUGGUAACAUGCAGCACUUUGAAAUGUUUAUCACUGAAAUGUUUUGUGUUUUUCUAUUCUAUGUUACAUCAUUUUAAAUAAAUUAUUACACAA